CGCACAUAAUAGAGAAAAAUGAAACAAAUAUGGACGACUUGCUCCGAAACACCACCGAGUGGGGAACGCUUCUCAAAAAUAACCUGCAGUUGUUUCCUUCAAAAUUCCUACAUGCUCGAAAUGUACAUACAUCAAGAGUGAUGAAAGAUCAAAUAUCGCAACAUAUGAGCCCCUGAGAGGUCCUGUUAUACAAUUGAAGAAUGAUCAUUAUCGAGAGAAAAUCUCUACUCCUAAAUCCAUAGACUAUGAUUAUGAACAUUUGAGUACUUCUGGAUACUCUUCCCUCACUUCUUCUGCUUGACACCUUACUUCACCUUCAUCCCCACCACCACUACCACAACAGUCAUUAUCCUCAUCUCCAUGGUUAUUACGGCUUUAGCCAGAAUUCUGUACUUUCUUCUUCGUCAAUGACUCGUAGAGACAAAUACGAAGUUGCUAGCAAUCCAUCGAAAUCUUCCUUACCAUUAGAUCGGGAAAGUCUUAUCAAAUUUCCUCGUCAGUCCAGAGAUUUUGGGAUUGUUCCAUCUGCUACAAAACGUAUGAAACCUGCAAGUAAUGUUGAUUCACAUGACCAGUUUUCUUCUGACAUUCUCUCCAAUUCUUCAUCUUCAUCUGGCUACCGUGUGUUGGUCAUUAAUCUUCAUCCAAUUGUCACUCAGGAUGAUAUAAUUGAAUUGUUUGGUGCAGUUGGAGCUCUAAAAAAGGCCCAGUUGGAGCUCUAAAAAAGGCCCAUCUAUUGAAAGCUGGUUGUGUCAAUAAAUACCACAACAAAGAACUUGAUGGUCAGCCAAUGAUAGUAAAAUUGAUGACUCCUACAUCUCCAGUGUUUUCUCUCCACUCCAGUUCCGCAAUACCAAAAUCUCUGGGAGAACCUCUCAA
This is a messenger RNA of Octopus bimaculoides (California two-spot octopus), 879 nucleotides long. RefSeq lists its product as uncharacterized. The record is from RefSeq and is a predicted model, not a curated record. Lineage: Eukaryota; Metazoa; Mollusca; Cephalopoda; Octopoda; Octopodidae.